Messenger RNA from Aspergillus ruber CBS 135680, 2300 nucleotides. It is a transcript of the gene prnC, whose product is annotated as delta-1-pyrroline-5-carboxylate dehydrogenase prnC. Gene Ontology annotation, molecular function: L-glutamate gamma-semialdehyde dehydrogenase (NAD+) activity. Lineage: Eukaryota; Fungi; Ascomycota; Eurotiomycetes; Eurotiales; Aspergillaceae. Bases 162 to 1862 code for a protein of 566 amino acids. The transcript has a single exon. The record is from RefSeq and is a predicted model, not a curated record. Gene Ontology annotation, cellular component: mitochondrial matrix.
CGGACAUUGUUCUUUCUCCGGUUCGUGCGUAUCAAAACUCUGCAUGGUCCAUACAUAAUACGCUGUGCGUUGCAUAGUGCCACCACCCCGCAUUCUCAUUUAUAUAGCUUCCCCUCCUCUUGUACCUCCCACUCACCAACCACAUACCUCUUCUAUACACAAUGUCUCUUUUCCUCCGUGCUCAGCGACUCCGGGCACCGGCCCUCGCCCGUUCUAUGGGCUCUUAUGCCACAUUCAAAGCCCCCACUGUUAACAACGAGCCUAACAAGACAUACGCCCCCGGCACCCCCGACAGAAAGUCGCUCCAAGAUGCUCUGGCCAAGUACAAGCAGAACGGCCCUCUGAACGUUCCUCUCGUCAUCGCCGGCCAGACAAUCAAGCCUUCGUCUCCUCUCACUCAAUCCGACCCCUCCACACACGCUCCCCUCGCCUCCUACUCCAACGCCACUUCUGAACAAGUCCAAAAAGCAGUUGACUCUGCUCUGGCGGCCCGCGAAUCAUGGGCCUCUACCUCGUUCGCAGACCGUGCCAGUAUCUUCCUCAAGGCUGCCGAUCUCAUAGCUCAUAAGUACCGCUACGAUGUUAUGGCCUUGACCAUGCACGGCCAGGGCAAGAACGCCUUCCAGGCUGAGAUUGACUCUGCUGCGGAGCUCUGCGACUUCUUGCGCUUUGGCGUCAAGUACGCUGAGGAGCUCUACGCUCAGCAGCCUUCCCACAAUGCUCCUGGUGUUUGGAACCGUGUCGAGUACCGUCCCCUCGAAGGUUUCGUCUACGCCGUCAGCCCCUUCAACUUCACUGCUAUUGGUGGUAACUUGGCUGCUGCCCCUGCUCUGAUGGGUAACGUUGUUAUCUGGAAGCCUUCGCCUUCUGCCAUUGCCUCCAACCACCUCGUCCACGAGAUUCUCGUCGAGGCCGGUCUCCCCCGCGACGUCAUCCAGUUCGUCCCUGGUGAGGCUGAGGAGGUUACCAACGUUGUGCUGAACCAUCGCGAAUUCGCCGCAUUGCACUUCACCGGUAGCACUUCUGUCUUCCGCAGUCUGUACGGCCAGAUCGCCCAGGGUGUCGCCCAGGGUAAGUACCGCAGCUACCCCCGCAUCGUCGGUGAAACUGGUGGCAAGAACUUCCACCUCGUGCACAAGACUGCCGACAUCCGCAACGCCGCCGUCCAGACCGUCCGCGGUGCCUUUGAAUUCCAGGGCCAGAAGUGCAGCGCCACCUCGCGCGCCUACAUUCCCGCCUCGCGCGCUGAGGAGUUCCUCUCCCAGGUCGCUGCUGAGACUAAUGCCCUUAAGCAGGGUGAGCCGUCUGACUUCACCAACUUCUGCGGCCCCGUGAUCCACGAGGGUUCGUUCAACAAACUCGCCGGCGUCAUCGACGAGGCCAACAAGGACCCCGAGCUUGAGCUCCUUGCCGGUGGUUCCUACGACUCCUCCAAGGGCUGGUACAUUAAGCCCACCGUCUACCGCACCACCAACCCCGACCACCCCCUUCUCUCCCGCGAACUCUUUGGCCCCGUCCUCGUCGUCUACGCCUACCCCGACGCCACCGAGGAGGACUUCUCGCGCAUCUGCCAGAAGAUCGACAACACCAGCGAAUACGGCCUGACGGGCUCCAUCUUCGCGCAGGACCGUGAUGUCAUCACCCGCGCCAGCGACGCCCUCCGCAACACCGCCGGUAACUUCUACAUCAACUGCAAGAGCACCGGUGCCGUUGUCGGCCAGCAGCCCUUCGGCGGUGCGCGUGCCAGUGGUACGAACGACAAGGCCGGCAGUGCUAACUUGCUGAGCCGGUUUGUGUCGCUGAGAUCUGUCAAGGAGGAGUUUGUGCCGACGUACUCGGUUGGAUACCCCAGCAAUGCUUAGUUUGCCUUUGAUGAAAUAACGAUACCUGUACUGCAUAACUAUGUAUAUAUCUAAUAGCAUUAUCCUUUUCUACUGUUCGCCACACUCGUGCGCUCACUAUUCCCGAUCUGUAGAACACUUCCUCAAAAACCGCUGCAUACUCUCCAUCGCAUUCUCCGCAUACCCAUUCAUCUCAUACUCCCUCCCUUUGCCAUCCGGCCCGCCAUCAAAAAUCUCCAUCGAAAACCACCCCCUAAACCCAGUCUUUAGCACCCCCUUCGCUACCUCUUCAAUAGGCAAAUACCCCCCAUCAUACGGCAUCGGUCUAAAAUCAUGACUCCACCUUCCCCUCGGCCUCAACCCCUUAACAGUCUUCUCAGAAAGCGGUUCCGGCGGCUUAUACGCAUCGCUAAUCUGCAACAGAUAAAUCUUGUCCGCAGGCACCGUCCGUGCCAACUC